Messenger RNA from Thunnus maccoyii (southern bluefin tuna), 1504 nucleotides. RefSeq names its product programmed cell death 10a (gene pdcd10a). The coding region runs from base 486 to 1118 and encodes 210 amino acids. Gene Ontology annotation, biological process: positive regulation of MAP kinase activity; regulation of Golgi organization. The transcript has 8 exons. The record is from RefSeq and is a predicted model, not a curated record. Gene Ontology annotation, cellular component: Golgi apparatus; FAR/SIP/STRIPAK complex. Gene Ontology annotation, molecular function: protein kinase binding. Lineage: Eukaryota; Metazoa; Chordata; Actinopteri; Scombriformes; Scombridae.
AAAGAACUACAAACAGCCUCUCUGCGAUACUAACGGACAGCACUCAACACCGCCCACACCGGCUCUCUCGGCUACAGUUUUGUCAGGCAGCAAACUUCCUGAAUGAGACACAAACCCACAACAAGAAAGGCAGAGUAUCCUGUAUAAGCAAAUAUCUACCUGCUGUCGUCUUAUCUCUUAUUUUACCGCUUAUUUAUCACCGGAUAAUUAGCGAUAUAGCCGCGCUUGUUCGCUAAGGACGGACUUGUUCACCUGCUCUAAGCGGCUAAUCUGAUGUUAGCAGGCUAAACGUUACCUAAGUUAGAUAUUGGUCGCUUUUCAACAUUACCCAUCUCCGUCACAGCGGCUUGUCUUCUCUUCCGUGACAACAUCUCACCGCAGGUCCUUGUCUGCUCCCAUUCUGUCAGUCUCCUUGAGUGAUUGAAUGCGGUGAAACUGGCAUCAGUGGACAAGCGCACACGUAACGGGCCAUUGAUUGGUCAAGGAUGACCAUGGAGGACAUGAAGAAUGAAGCCGACACUUCCUCAAGAGUCUCUAUGGCUCUCUACACCGUGAUGUAUCCUGUCUUUAACCAGUUGGAGGAAGUCAACUUAUCAGCAGCGCAGACAUUGAGGGCAGCCUUUAUAAAGGCAGAAAAGGAGAACCCAGGGCUGACCCAGGACAUUGUUAUGAAAAUACUGGAGAAGAAGAAUUUAAAUAUCAACUAUUAUGAGUCUCUACUUCGCAUGGCCGCAGAAGACGUGGAAGAGUUCAUGAUUGACAGGCGAGAGCCGGAGUUCCAGGAGCUGAAUGAGAGGGCCCGAGCUCUGAAACACAUCCUCAGCACCAUACCAGAUGAGAUCAAUGACAGAGUAGGCUUCCUACAGACCAUCAAAGACAUUGCCAGUGCCAUAAAGGAGCUGCUAGACACAGUUAAUACAGUCUUCAGGAAAUACCAGUAUCAGAAUAAACGGGCACUGGAACAGCAGAAGAAAGAGUUUGUGAAAUACUCCAAGAGCUUCAGCGACACUCUCAAAAUUUUCUUCAAAGAUGGAAAAGUGAUAAAAGUGUUUGUCAGCGCCAACCAGCUCAUCCACCAAACCAACAUGAUACUGCAGGCCUUCAAGACUGUGGUGUAGAAGCCAGAGAAGAUGACGCACAGAGACAAGACGUCUUUAUUAGAGAAUACAUGAAAUGAGGCUUUGUAAUUUGCAAAGACAUUUUUAUUAUUUUGGGCUGUAUAAUUUAUAAUUCUGUGGCUUUGAGGGGAGAUCAGGUGGUUUGAGGUUCAAAGCAAAUCAGGUUGACAGUAAUUGCCAGGGAUUUUUAACUCUCUUUAAUGUUGUUCUUUUUAUCAGAUUCUUAAGUCGAUAUUUCUUCAUUCCUUUAUAUAUUUCUCCUUCUCUGUUCAUUUCUGUGAAGGUCUGAAGAAAUAUUCAGAAAAUGUGAUUAUUUCCCAUGUCCUUAAAAGUUCUGUGAUUGCAAAAGUCUUAAAAAAUACAAUGAUGAAGAAGUUCCAAACACA